Cavia porcellus (domestic guinea pig) is the source of this 4877-nucleotide messenger RNA. RefSeq names its product N-acyl phosphatidylethanolamine phospholipase D (gene Napepld). The transcript is spliced from 5 exons. Gene Ontology annotation, molecular function: N-acylphosphatidylethanolamine-specific phospholipase D activity; zinc ion binding. The record is from RefSeq and is a predicted model, not a curated record. Gene Ontology annotation, cellular component: cytoplasm; membrane-bounded organelle. The coding region runs from base 62 to 1453 and encodes 463 amino acids. Gene Ontology annotation, biological process: N-acylethanolamine metabolic process; N-acylphosphatidylethanolamine metabolic process. NCBI's taxonomy places the organism in Eukaryota, Metazoa, Chordata, Mammalia, Rodentia, Caviidae.
ACCCAGGGAAGGGGCAGCACACCUAACGGCUGCUUGGGCUCCAGCAGCGUGUCCCUAGAGCAUGGCGAGGUGGCGGCGGAUAAGGCCCUGCUUCCAUCUGCUGGCGCUCCCUGCGGAGCCGGAGAGGAGGCGCCGGGGGCACAGGGGCCGCGGCCCCGCCCGCUGCACCGGGGCGCCGUGGCCCGCAGCGGUGAGGGCCGCAGCUGAGGAGCCGCAGCAGCCGCAGCAACAGCACCGGCUCCCGCGCCCCGCUCCCCGCGCUAGUUCUUCACCAAAGAAAAUGGAUGAAAAUGAAAGUAACGAGUCUCUGAUGCCAAGUGACCAAAAUCCUAAAGAAGCAGUGCGGAAACGACAAAAUUCAGCACGGGAUUCUGCAGAAAGCGAUUCUUCCAAGUUGUCCAAGAAAAGCUUCAAGCUGGAUUACAGACUAGAGGAAGACGUCACUAAGUCCAAGAAGGGGAAGGACGGGAGGUUCGUCAACCCGUGGCCCACGUGGAGGAGCCCUUCCAUUUCCAGCCUGCUCCGGUGGCUGCUCACCGAGAAGGAUCACAGCAGCGUGCCGUGUUGCAAAGAGGAACUUGACAAAGAACUCCCAGUGCUUAAACCGUAUUUUAUCGAUGACCCUGGAGAAGCCGGCGUGCGGGAGGCAGGCUUGAGAGUCACGUGGCUGGGCCAUGCCACGCUGAUGGUGGAGAUGGAUGAGCUCGUCUUCCUCACGGAUCCCAUCUUCAGCUCCCGGGCCUCUCCGUCGCAGUACCUGGGUCCGAAGCGGUUCCGGCCUCCGCCGUGCACGGUAGCCGAGCUCCCCCAAAUCCACGCUGUCCUCAUCAGUCACAACCACUAUGACCACCUGGACUACAGCUCCGUCAUUGCUCUCAAUGAGCGCUUUGGGAAUGAGCUGAGGUGGUUUGUGCCUCUGGGCCUCCUUGACUGGAUGCAGAGGUGCGGCUGUGAGAAUGUCAUUGAGCUGGACUGGUGGGAGGAGAAUUGUGUGCCCGGCCACGAUCAGGUCACCUUUGUCUUCACACCGUCCCAGCACUGGUGUAAAAGGACUCUGAUGGAUGACAACAAGGUUCUGUGGGGCAGCUGGUCUGUCCUGGGGCCUUGGAAUCGAUUUUUUUUUGCAGGAGAUACUGGUUAUUGCUCUGCAUUUGAAGAGAUAGGAAAAAGAUUUGGACCGUUCGACCUUGCAGCUAUUCCCAUUGGAGCUUAUGAACCAAGGUGGUUUAUGAAAUACCAGCACAUAGACCCAGAAGAAGCUGUAAGGAUUCACAUUGAUGUUCAAGCAAAGAAAUCUGUGGCCAUUCACUGGGGAACUUUCGCCUUAGCAUAUGAGCAUUACUUAGAGCCUCCAGUGAAACUGAGUGAAGCUCUGGAAAGAUACGGACUUAACAGUGAAGAUUUUUUUGUCUUGAAGCAUGGAGAAACCAGAUACUUAAAUACAGAUGAUUAAAACUUUGAACAAAGAUGAGCACAGGAGCUUUUAAUGAAAAAGAAAUCAUUUGAUAGAAAUUUGAAAACGGGGGCUGGGGAUUUAGCUCAGCGGCAUAAGCGCCUGCCUUGCAAGCAGGCAGUCGUGAGUUUGAUCCCUGGUACCGAUAAAAAAGGAAAAAGACAAAAAAAAAAAAAAAAAAAGAAAUUUGAAAACGGAAAGACUCAAGAAAUUCAGGAGUGUUGACUUUUUCCUUUGGAAAUGACUUCUGCAAGUGUGUGUUUUAUGUUUAUGUAAUAACUUGCUUACCAGUAUGAUGACCAGCUUAGAAAACCAUGAAGGAGGUGGGUCAUUUAAAUAACAAGCUGGUCAAUAUGGGUGUAAAAAAUAGCUAUCAAUGGUGUAAGCAUUUCAGUAGAAAUUUUUUAACUAAAACAUUAUACUUUAGUGGUAGUAGAAUUUUCUGAGAUUAUGAAACACUGGUAUUAAAGAGGCAUCUGUUUUUCUAUCAGGGUUUUCUUCAAGGUGAGUCAGGCCGUCUGCCUGGAUCUUUUCAGAGGCCUGCACACACACACACACACACACACACACACACACACACACACCCCCCUAACUGUAGUAAGUGACACAGCUGACUCCCACAUGCUUAUAAACAUAGCUCUUGCUUUGUCAAGAUUAGCUUAUAUGCCAAAUGUUAGGUGGUGUAUUUUGAUGAGCAUAAAGACAUAGGUGUUUGGGCUAAAUUACCAUUUUUAAAGACAUUACUUUUUAUUGUAAUAAAUACAUACAGACUUUUCAUUUUAACUAUUAAAAUUUUUUGGCAUUAAGUAUAUUCCCAUGGUUGUGCACUCAUGACUGCCAUCACUUAAAUUUUUAAAGAACAACACUGUGUUCUACUGCACAUUUCCAGUCUCCAUAUUGGAAGCUCUCUGAUCUGGGCAGAGGAAGGGAAAGGGUACGGUGAUGAGAAUGAUUUAUGAAAUUUUCUAUUUUUAUUCUAAAAUACCUUUUGGUAAGCACAAAUAUAAUUAAGUAUUUCAGAAGAUAAAUGUAGAUGUUACAUGUGAAUAGAAUAUACAUUUGACUUUUUUCAUUCUUCAUUUUCUCUAUUUUUUCUGGUUUGCUAACUCUAAUCCUAAAUAUAUCUAUAAAUAUUUUGUUUUACAUGAUUAAGAUGUUAUAUAUUUUUGUAUCAAAUGAUCUCUAAGUAUGAGAACACCUUUGUGGAAUACAAGUGGUUAAAAAAGUAGAUACUGGGUGUCAGCUAGUUUUAUGAGCUGAGCUGUGCAUGGUGGCACACACCUGUAGUCCUGAUACUCUGAGAUCGCUAGGAAGGUGUAUUAGGUACUGUUAGAGGGCCACUCACUCCAUGCUCUGGAACCAUAGGCUUAGUGAAAUAGGCUUCAUAUUCACACACAGUGACGCACGUUUUCUAAACCAAAUGCUACCUGGACCUUGCUCUGUAAUUGGGUUUGCACAGGUGCAUGCAUGACACAUUAACCACUACAUGUGAAUUUUAAUUUUCAUUGUUCCAUCUUGAAUUUUCUUUGUAACCUGAGAAGUCACUAUGCUCACUGUGCCUCUUCCUCGUGUGUAACAAGAGGAUACUUCUGACCUACCUCCAAACUGCAAAAUAAAUAAAGAGAUUUUAAAAAGCACUUUAGAGAUCUGAAGGAGCACAUGCUUUAAGAUGUCAUUGCUUUGAGUAGUUGGGUCCACCUGCAAACUGAGCUGGCUCAUGCUUCUGAGGUCUUUCUUAAUCCUUCUGCCGCAUAUGUAAGCACACAUUAGGACACUACCCACUGAAGACUAACAGCCGUGUCCCCCUCGCUUGAUAAAUUCAGCAAGUGAUCUUUGUCAAAAUUGAGCUUCAAAUCAGCAAAGUGUUGGUGAAAUGUGUGUGUUUAUAAUGUACGUCAGCACAUAUGACUUUGGGGCACUGAAGCACAAAAGAAAUUCUUAGAAGAUAAACUUCAGGACAAAACUGAGCAAACAAUUUCCCAGUUGUGUGCACCAAGAUGGGAGGGCGCUGAGGGUCAGCUCUGGGGCCAGCAUUCUUGUCGCCAUAUCCUUGUUGCUGCACGUCAAGCUGAAGGUUCAUUUCUGACCUCUGCAGCAAGCCCAGUACCUCUUGCUUGAGUACUUACUCUCCAUGAAUGGGCUUAGCGUUAGUUCUGUAUAACACGAACCCUUUUAACCGUGCCUCUAAGCACUUAAAAUGUUGUGUUCUGCUUCCAUUUCAUCGGGGGCUGGCUUUGUCUUUCUAGGCUUCCUGACAAGCCUUCAUUGUUACUGCCAUUCAUUUUCCUUCUACAUUGAUAUUUUAAAGUAUCAGUAUCAUGCCUUAUCAAAACCACCUCAUUGAGUGGUUUUCACUUUUCCGCUUACAUUUUGAAGGUUUCAGUGCUAAGUGAAGAUUGAAAAGACCAAUCUAUUCACUCUGAUGAACACUGAACACCUUUUAAUCUUUUUGAUCAGUAAGGUCAAUUUCCUGUUCACCUUUGAUUAGUGAACAUCCUGAGCAACACUGACACAUCCUACCACCUAAUAAAAGUAAAGAUAUAUCACGACCUACAUAAGGAAGAUCUGUGUAUUUCACUACGUGUUCUGGAUAGCAAAAAUUAUGCGUGUUGUGACAUUUCAGAAUCAAUGCUCUAAUCUCUGAAGUAUAAUUACGCAGACUAAAAACAGGAAAAGAAGAUAAGAGUUUCAGAAUCCAGCGCUGCUAAAGCAUAUUGAACACAAAUUCUGGUUUUUAAUAUGUGCACAUGUUGAACACGUAUUUAAAUAGGUAAUUUUUAAAAACUUGUAAAGAAAUGUGCCUUUCCAGGGUUUACCACCUACUGUAUUGUAUUUUUAGCCAUCUAUUACACUAUUCUAGCCCACUGCAAAUUUGUUUUUCAUCUUUUUCCAGAAAGUUAUCUUUUAAUGUCUUCACUAAAUAACAUUUACACACAAUACUACUGUAAGUUUUUAUCCGAGAGAAAUGUACACGUGCAUCAGCUUAUUCAAGUUCUAAAGUCAGGCAUCUCCACAGACACCUGGUGCACCGCGGCUGGCCGGCCCACCCUCAAUUUUUCACUUACAUAAAACCCUUUUUCUACUGUUCAAAUAUUUCUUCAGAGUUAAUUUCUGUGUCACAAUAACCCUGAGAACAUUUUUUCAGUUUGAGGAUUUGUAACUCCCUUUGGAAAUAAGUCUUGUAUAUUUGCGAAUGAAGUUCUUAAGGCUUUACACAGGUAGAAACCUGCUUGUAUAUUUACUCAGUGCUAAGCAUGAUGGGGCUUGGGAACUUGGAUAUUAUAGAACCUGGCUGAAUCAGACAUCACAUUGUUACUGCUGAUGGGAGAAAAUACUAUUUAAAAAGAUAAUAGCUGAAAAUGUUCAUCUAUUGUAACGUUAGUAAAAAAUGGAUGAAAAUAAAGUACUGUCAGGGGGAAAAUUA